AUGCCCUCCACGGCUCACCUACUGGGGCUGUCCGGCCUGGGCAUGUCGGACCUGGGCCUGUCGGGGCUGGGGCUGAAGUGUGAGCAUGAGAUUGAGCGGAGGUACGAGAUUGUGCCCUCCGUGGUCUGCUCCAUGUGCUGCCUCUUCGGGAUCAUCUACUGCUUCUUCGGGUACCGCUGCUUCAAAGCGGUUCUGUUCUUGACCGGGCUCAUGUUUGGCUCCGUGGUCAUCUUCAUGCUGUGCUAUAAGGAGCGUGUGAUGGACACCCAGCUGAGCGUGGAGGCCUCCGUCGGAAUCGGCCUGGGGAUCGGCACCCUCUGCGGCCUGGUCACCAUGCUGGUCCGCUCCGUGGGGCUGUUCAUGGUGGGACUGCUGCUGGGACUGCUGCUCGGGGUGGCCUCGCUGGUGGUGAUGGAGGAGUUCUACCACCCCCGGACUGUGUGGGUGCCCAUAGGAGUUCUGCUGGGCUCAGGCACUCUGUUUGCGGUGCUGACGCUCCAGUGGCAGCGCUGCUUUGUCACUCUCUCCACCGCCACGUUUGGAUCGGCCAUUAUCACCGUCACCGUGGACUACUUUAUCGAGCUCUUCGCCCUCGUGCACUACAUUUACGAACGCCUCCGGGUGUCUCCAAAGAAGCCGCAGUGCUGGUUCACGUGGGUGAUCCUGGGGGUGUGGCCUGUGCUGGCGCUCCUGGGGGUGCUCAUCCAGUGGAAGGUGACGGGAGAGGGCUUCUCCCACACAGAGGUGGUGCUGAGCCGACAGCAGCGCCGGGUGCAGCUCAUGAAGCUCCGGCAGAGAGAGGAGCGACUGCGGCAGGAGAGCGAGAACAAGAAGAAGAAGAAGAAACACAGCUCACACAACCACCAGAGGGAGCUCAAACACAAACCUGCGAGCCAGCAACCGCAGUACCACCACCCUGGCUCCUCCCACACGCAGCAGAGCCACGCCCCUCAGCCAUACAAAGCCCCGCCCCCACAGACCGAGCCCGGCUACCACCGCAAGCCCCACCCUAAGAGACGCUUUGACGGAGACGUUCUCUCUCCGAGCUACAUCCGCAGUUUCCGGGACAGGCAGUCAGACCGGCGCUCCUACUCCCAUACCCGGAUCAGCCGGUCCCGCAUGGCCGAGCUGGACUACGACUGCGGCUCCCAGGUCCCACUCACGGCCCAGAGUGGCCCCCCAGCACGCAUCUGA
Knipowitschia caucasica is the source of this 1194-nucleotide messenger RNA. The record is from the annotation of a GenBank genome assembly. NCBI's taxonomy places the organism in Eukaryota, Metazoa, Chordata, Actinopteri, Gobiiformes, Gobiidae.